Messenger RNA from Entrophospora sp. SA101, 551 nucleotides. The record is from the annotation of a GenBank genome assembly. Lineage: Eukaryota; Fungi; Glomeromycota; Glomeromycetes; Entrophosporales; Entrophosporaceae.
CAGUAGCUGCCUAUAUUACACUGACAACUCCAAGAGGCCCACAUUUAGUACAACCUGAUGGCAGACUAGUAUUUGCUACUAGUUAUUGUUCUCUCUUAGAUUUUUUGUUAUUUUCAACAUUGAGUGCAUUAAUGCAUCGUGCAUACAACCAAGGAAAAUUAGAUGAUCAAGAUUUGGAUGCGUUAUCUUAUGAAUAUAGAGCUUCAACAUUGUAUAAUAAAAUCAAAAAAUGGCGUGGUAGUAGAUUAUUAUUUAGAUUGUUUAAAGCUAAUAAAAGCGUCAUUAUAAUUCAAAUUUCUUUUUCAAUUGCUAUGGCUGCUUUGUUUUAUGCUCCCAUGGUAUUCGUAUAUAGAUUUCUAGAGGCCAUUCAAUUAGAAGAUCGUAGUGAGGCAUUGGAAUGGGGAUUUAUUUAUUUAAUUGCAUUUCAUCACCAUCAACAGCAACACUUUCAUAAUCUUCCACUUCUUCAUCCUCAUCCUGGUAUUCUUGAAUUUCUUCUCGUGGAUCGAAAUCCAAUAAAAAAAUUAUCAACGAUCAAAAGAUCAACAUGA